AAUAUAAGAGUGAUCGCUGCAUGGGCCAGACUAACGGUGCCUCCCGAUCCAACUCCGCCAUGAAGCUGACCGUUGUUUGCAGCGCGCUCGCCCUGGUCCUCUGCUUCGGCUGGGCCUCUGCCGACGGUUGCCCAACUUUCCCCGAAGUUGCUGAAAUCCUCAUCAAGGGCACAGCCCAGAAGUAUCUCGAAUCCAUCCAGUGCUUCCAACCGGAUGAGACCAUGGAGGCAGCUGGGAAGCUGCUGAAGGAGCAGGUGGACGUCCUUUCGAACGUGACCAAAAUGGACAUCAUGAGGCUGAUGGAAAAAAUCUUGACUGCAAACUAACGUCCUCCAGGCCUUCUAUUUUGCUCCCGGAUAUCCCCAAAUGCCCGCCUGCUGAAUGCCAGUUUUGUGUCCAGUGCUCUCCCCAGCCCAAAUGUCUGUCCCAGCUUUAUCCCCCAAAAUAAACUGAACGCAUUUGAA
Messenger RNA from Antechinus flavipes (yellow-footed antechinus), 464 nucleotides. RefSeq names its product secretoglobin family 1A member 1 (gene SCGB1A1). Gene Ontology annotation, cellular component: cytoplasm. Gene Ontology annotation, biological process: signal transduction. The transcript has 3 exons. Bases 21 to 326 code for a protein of 101 amino acids. Lineage: Eukaryota; Metazoa; Chordata; Mammalia; Dasyuromorphia; Dasyuridae. The record is from RefSeq and is a predicted model, not a curated record.